Messenger RNA from Linum tenue, 2453 nucleotides. Lineage: Eukaryota; Viridiplantae; Streptophyta; Magnoliopsida; Malpighiales; Linaceae. The record is from the annotation of a GenBank genome assembly.
UAACAUCGACCACUAUAAGCAACGGACGCUCGAAAGCUUUCAAGUUCUCGCUUACCUCACCUUCCUCUGCAUUUCGCAUCCGAAUAAGCCGUUUCAGUCCUUGGAACUGUUUCCGGCGGUCCAGCUUCUCCACGACAACUUGAUUUUGUUCGAAUCGGACUCCAACUUGCGGUCUGAGAUAGCGAAUUUGUGCGAGGAGUGUUGGAAAGAAGGAUUUCCCGGGAGAGCUACUCAUCUCGCAGUCGCUGCCAUUCUUGUUGUCCAGGUCGCUGACUCUGAAGAAGAAGGUGGAUAUCCACAGAAUCUACAUUCUCUCCGCGAGGCGUUUUCUUUAUUCGAUUUUGAGGACGAGAGCAUCGAGGAUUUGAAAUUGUUGCUUAUCCGGUGCUUGAUUGCUCCUCUCUAUUUGAAAACUGAGGACGGGAAGAAGUUUCUUGCAUUCGUAUUGGGAUUGGGUAAGCAGGUGCUGAAGGAGGCUUUGGCCAUGAUGAAGUCGCAGAUCCCGUUUGGAAGGAAGUUGAUGUUGGAUGCGUAUGGGGAUGUUUUGUUUAGGGCUUGGAAAGGAGUUGAAGGAGAAUUGAAGGAUGAGAUUGAGGGUGGGUUUUUGCAGGCUCUGAUUGAGGGUGCUAAACAUGCGAACUCUGGGCCAUUUGCAGCUUCUAUUAGGCGGUUUCUUGGGGGAUUUGUUACUCAAAGGAUCAGUGAAGGAGUUGAGAAGCUCCUUUUCAGGUUAGCUGAGCCAGUGCUUUUUCGAUCACUGCAGGUGAGACAGCCCAAAAGAUAACAAGACUACUUCUCCCAUCAUACCUUCCCUCAAAAGUAACAAAGAAGAAGCGUGUAGUCGUUGCAUCACUCUCAUAAAGAGGUCUCCCAUGGGUGGCGCAAGGUUUUGUGAAUUUACUGUAUCAGAAGGGGCCUCAGUAAAACAUGUCAUGGAGCUAGUCCGAGUAUUGAUCAACUCUGUUUUAUUGCAAGAUAAGGCUGAAAAGGAUCAAAUUGAGGGCAUACUUCUUGCUUCCGCACACCUUGUUAGAAGUGUGGUCAGUGAAUCACGUUGUCAGGCUACCCUUAAAGAGUUUGUUUCCAGUGUUAAUACCAAGAGGUUGUUUGCUGCAGCAUCCACUCCUCGUGCUCAAUCAUCUGUCAUCAGCAUCUUCUCCAUUGUGUCUCCAGAAGAUGUGACUGAGCUUGUUGAAGAGUGCAUGCGCCUCAUUACAUGUAGUCGUGGAGUAUCUCGGGAUGAAGAAAUGCAAACCCAAGUGAGGCCUGCUCACAAAUUAUUGAUGUCUUGUGAUGCCUUUGAUCACAUGUUCCCGUCAUUGACCAGUAUUUUGGAGAAAAUGACAUAUCGUUGCCAUGUUAAGUUUGGGAUUGAAAUGUCAGUUAAGAUGCCGAAUGGGAAACGAAGAAAGGGUGAGUCAGGGGUCAAAUCUUUGGCCAAGUGGAAACACAUGAAACGGACAAAGGCAUCCAAUUUUGAGGAGGAUUAUUCUAUUGUUGUAGCAGUAGCUUGGCAGCUGAAAGAGUUGCUUGCUUUUGUGGAUGGCCAAAAGGCUGUCUUAGGGUCUCAAGAUCUAGAACAUGCAUUUCUUGCUUUAAAGGAUAUUUUAGAGGUCACCAUAUUGCAGGCAUCAUGCUGUGAUUACAUGGAUGCUGAACCUGUUUUAGCAUAUAUGGUACUCUCCUCGCAGAGAACUCUUCAAAGCUUAAGCACAAGAGAUAUAGGUGAUGAUUCAGUUUCCGCAACAGAGAAGUCUUUACUGCACCAAACAGUGGACCACGUCCUUAACUGCACUGAGCAGCUUCUUGGACAAUCAACUAAUUCAAGAUCAAACUCCGUACUAGACAAUAGAAAGACUGGUAGUAAUGGGAACAGGCAAAGGGAGCAUCAAGCAGAUGUGUGUAUAUAUCAAACAAUGAUGAGCUCGUUCAGUUAUUCUGCCAAGUUUCUCAAUCUCAUUCUCAACACAGCUACCAGCAAUGAAGCUUUACAAGAGGCUUUCGAACUCACAAACACAAUGUUCGAUCUAAUCAUAUGUGUUGAGUUACACUUCGGUCCUCGUGCAUCAUCCCUUGUUGCAGCAGCAUCAGCGAAGCCUUGGCUGCCUGAUCUAACUCUUGCAUUGGGAUCUGGAACCUUACCCAGAAAGAGGGAAGAAGAAAUUGCAAAUCCCAGGGCAUUGGUUGGACUGGAAAGAAGGGAUUCUGGAUUGGUGAUGGGGAUGCUGCACUUCGUUUGUGUGAAGUUGGUGGGAGAAGACAGAGAAUGGACUCAACUUAAUGCAAUGUUGACUUCCCUCCUAGAGAUUUUCCCGAUAAUCGAGAGACAGGUUGAAGAAGAACAAAAUGAGGAAGAGGCAAGAAAGGAAUCGGACAAGGCUAAAGCAUUGCUUGAACCUGGUUGGUUGUAUCAUGUUUAUGAAACUGGUAAGUUUUGUGAUGCUGAGGAAUAG